Molecule: messenger RNA, 1327 nt
Organism: Trematomus bernacchii (emerald rockcod)
Lineage: Eukaryota; Metazoa; Chordata; Actinopteri; Perciformes; Nototheniidae
Gene: nkapd1
Product: NKAP domain containing 1
Exons: 6
Coding region: 70-939 (289 amino acids)
Source: RefSeq, a predicted model, not a curated record
GCUUUUACGUCAUUGAUGGACGGACCAUUGGACCAAUCAGAGUUCAGUCUUGCCAACGUUUGGUGACGUAUGACGUGCAAAGCGGAAGUACCGGUAGAUGCUGUAAGCCGUGUUUUCUUCUUCUUGAAUGCUACUCGUUUUGGAAAAGGUGUGAUCAUGUCAAGGCAGCCGCUGGGGAAGACACUGUUGAGAAAUGUAAUCCGCCACACAGAUGCCCACAACAAGAUCCAGGAGGAGAUGGAGAUGUGGAAAAAGCGAAACUAUCAGGUCCACACGUCCCACAGCACACAUUUUCCUGACACAAAGAGUGAGAGGGGACAAAUGCACUGUGAUCGAGAUCAGCCCAGAGACCUGAGUCGGGGGAGCAGAGAGCGAGGCUCGGAACAUGAUGAAAAGGAGGCUCGAUACUGGAGCCGCAAACUGUAUGAGUUUGAGGCCAAAGAUUCUGACAGGUGGGGACAUAGUGGCUUCAAGGAGCUUUAUCCAGAGGAGUUUAAAAGGGACAGCAGUGACACAAAAAAGACUGGGCGCCACAAACUGAAAAAGGCCAAGUCUGACACAGAAGCAAGCUUAUCCAAACGAUCCAAAAAAUCCUCUCGGAAGAAGAAGAAAAAGAAGAAGAAGAAGGACGAGGCGGAAAAGCGUAAGAAAGCAGAGUGCUCGAGCAGCAGUGAUGACAGCAAUGCCCCCAAAGACAAGCAGCGGAGGAAAAGGACUAAAAGUCGACAUAAAAACAAGAAAACUGCGAAGACCAGAGGGAGAGAAGAGGACAGCAGCUCAGGCGAGAGUAAUGAUGAAAGGGAAAGACGAACUGACAGGCGUAAAAAGCGAAAGCAAGACUCCCACAAAGACUCAGACUCGGGGCCAAACUCAAAAAGGAGCAGGAAGAACUCGAAAGCAGCAGGCGCAGAGAGUUCAGAUAAUACUUCUCUAGACUGAGAUUCAAAGACUUGGACAGAAACAGUCGCUCAGGUAACCACCAAAGAAAGUACUGCACAAUUCUCUGGCUCUCCUCAAAUUCACAGAGGGCGUCUCUCUGCAGGCCCUCUCUGUGUUGUACUUUGUGAGACAUCAACAAACCUGUGCUGAAGGCUCUCUGCGGGCCCUCUGUGUGGCAGUUCCUCAUCCAUGAAGGGGGGGUGGGGUAUCUUGCACCUGCCUCAUCAGGGAUUCUGUGGGCUGCAGGCUCAUUGAUUGAUCAUUGACUCUCGGCUGUCAGCCUCCCAGGGAGACUUUCUGUCCUCAAUUGGCCGGUGUUUUUUAAACCACAUUUAUUUAAGAAAUGUUUUCCAACUUUACUGGCCAAUUAUUUUAAAAUGUGCAUUUU